UUAUUUCUUUGUAGUUCGCGCUAGAGGCAAAAUACACUUGUUUCUGCAUAAAAGUAACUUGUACGAGUCUAACGCUCCUCAGUGAACAAAAAUAUCACCAAUUAACUCUUAAUAAAUAGUAAAAAUAAGAAUGAUAAGUUGUAAAAAGUUUUACUAAAAAUAAAAUAAAUAAAUAAAUAAAUUACAAAUGAAUCGGACGAGAAAAAAAUAAAAUUGUGUGACUAUUUAUACUUAUUUGUUUGAAUUAACGGCACAAUGGACACCAAAGCAGACUCUAAAGAGAAGGAAGCCUUGAUGGUGGACACAAAGCCGCCGAAGAUCCAAGGCUCCUUUGUAAUGGACAAGCCACUGCCCCAAAAUGGCCACCUGGAACAGGAACCAGCCAAUCCGCAUUUAUCCCACGGGAGCGCCACCAGACAAAUCCUUGCGGCGUUUGUCGCCCAAUUGGGAACCGUCAAUACCGGCAUGGCCUUUGGAUUCUCCGCCAUUGCAAUUCCGCAGCUAAGAGCGGUCAACAGCACCAUGCCUAUUGAUGACGUUCAGGAGUCUUGGAUUGCAAGCAUGUCAUCAAUAGGAACGCCAAUAGGCUGCCUCCUAUCGGGCUACCUGAUGGACCAAAUAGGCCGAAAGCGUUCCUUGAUCAUCACCGAAAUCCCAGCUUUACUCGGCUGGUUGCUAAUAAGCUUCGCAACCAACAUCGACAUGAUCUACGCCGGGCGAUUCUUCACCGGUCUAGGAUCCGGGAUGGUUGGAGCGCCAGCUAGAGUUUACACCAGCGAAGUGACCCAACCUCACUUAAGAGGGAUGCUAACUGCAAUUUCCAGCGUGGGAGUCAGUACAGGUGUCCUGCUAGAAUACGCGAUGGGUGGAGUGACCACCUGGAAGAUUUGUGCGAUGGUCAGCAGUCUGAUUCCAGCAUCAGCUUUGAUCCUAAUGUUCAUGUUCCCGGAGACGCCUUCGUACCUGAUCUCCAGGAACAAGCCCGAAAAAGCGCGUCGUGCUUUAGAACACUUUCGGGGCAGCUCUUACAACCUGACCAAGGAGAUGGACACGCUUAUAAACUUCUCCAACAAGAACAACCUCAAAAGACUGACCAAUCCCAAGGAGAUCUUGCAUGCCAUCAUGCAGCCAAACGCUCUCAAGCCUUUCGCGCUGCUCUUCUUCUACUUCCUGAUCUACCAGUGGUCGGGAACCAACGCGGUAACCUUCUACGCAGUGGAUAUCUUCCAGAAAUCUGGUGCCACAAUGAAUAAGUACCUUGCUACAACAAUUCUAGGCGUUGUUAGGUUACUUUCGACCAUCCUGGCUUGCGUUUUGUGCAGAAGGUGCGGAAGAAGGCCACUGACCAUGGUAUCUUCCAUAGGCUGCGGUCUGUCUAUGCUAGGUCUUGGCACCUAUAUGUGGCUCAACGACGUCUGGAAGGCCAACAACAUACCCGCUACCUUCACUUGGGUGCCAGUAGUCUGCAUCUUUGCGUACACGAUCGCUUGCACAAUUGGAUUCUUGGUGAUCCCUUGGGUUAUGAUUGGCGAAGUGUAUCCCGUCCAAGUCAGAGGCAUCAUCGGGGGACUCACCACCAUGUCUGCUCAUUGCUUUGUCUUCAUGGUGGUCAAAACAUUCCCGUUUUUGAGAGCGGCCAUUACGGAGCAUGGAACUUUCUUGCUUUACGGGUUCAUUUCUUUGUUUGGGACCAUUUACUUUUACAUUUGCCUACCGGAGACGAAAAACAAGUCGCUCCAAGAGAUUGAGGACUAUUUUUCAGGCAGAAGUUCUACUCUUAAGACCGGAAGACUUUGUAGUAGGAAGAAAAGUCUGCAGAUUCAAAAAGGGAAUGUUCUGCCCAAGUAAUUGGGCGUUUUUAUAGAUUUACUCUUUUUUAGAUUGGUUUUAUCCUUAAAAAGACAAAUUAUUUUGGUACUAAUGAUAAAUUUUUAGUUAGUAAUUAUUGUGAUAGAUUAUCAAUAACCAAAAAUGAUAUCAAGGCUCUGGAAGUAUUCUAAGCGUGCCAAAAGCUGCUUUAUACUUUUUUAAUAAUGUGCCAAUUAUGUAUUAAAUUUAUUUUAUUUUUAAGGGUUAUACGACUGUCAAUUUUUGAUAGCUUAAAUAAUAAAUUAAUCCUUGUUAAUUUAUAAAGAAAUUACAGCCAUUUUACAUCUUUUUCAAAAUGGCGUAAAAUAUUUCCUACCUAAAUUUUUAGCGUAUAACCUUACAAAAUCUAACCAAGCCAUUUGUAAAUAAAAUUACAGACUGUUCAACCAUUUAAAAUCUUUAACGCCUUUUUCAAAAUGGCGUCAAUUAUUCCUAAAUUUUUAGCCUAUAACUUUACAAAAUCUAACCAAGCCAUUUGUAAAUAUUAAAACUAAGACUUAAAAUUAAUUUAUUGUAAAGUAUUUAUAAUAAAACUCCAGAAUUAUUCUUAACAACCA
This is a messenger RNA of Cotesia glomerata, 2426 nucleotides long. RefSeq names its product facilitated trehalose transporter Tret1-like. The record is from RefSeq and is a predicted model, not a curated record. Gene Ontology annotation, biological process: transmembrane transport; carbohydrate transport. The coding region runs from base 256 to 1848 and encodes 530 amino acids. Gene Ontology annotation, molecular function: sugar transmembrane transporter activity. NCBI's taxonomy places the organism in Eukaryota, Metazoa, Arthropoda, Insecta, Hymenoptera, Braconidae. Gene Ontology annotation, cellular component: membrane. The transcript has 3 exons.